AUGGGACAAAAAAUAAAUCCACUUGGUUUCAGACUUGGUACAACCCAAAGUCAUCGUUCCUUUUGGUUCGCACAAACAAAAAAUUAUUCCGUGGGUUUACAGGAAGAUGAAAAAAUACGGAAUUGUAUCAAGAACUAUGUACAAAAAAAUAGGAGAAUAUCCUCAGGUUUCGAAGGAAUCGCACGUAUAGGAAUUCAAAAAAGAAUCGAUUUGAUCCAGGUCAUAAUCCAUAUUGGAUUCCCAAAUUUAUUAAUAGAGGGCCAAACACGAGGAAUAGAAGAAUUACAGAUGAAUGUACAAAAGGAACUUCAUUCUGUGAACCGGAGACUCAACAUUGCUAUCACAAGAAUUGAAAAACCUUAUGGACAACCAAAUAUUCUUGCAGAAUAUAUAGCCUUACAGUUAAAAAAUAGAGUUUCGUUUCGAAAGUCAAUGAAAAAAGCUAUUGAAUUAACUGAACAAACAGAUACAAAAGGAAUUCAAGUACAAAUCGCAGGGCGUAUCGACGGAAAAGAAAUUGCACGUGUCGAAUGGAUCAGAGAAGGUAGGGUUCCCCUACAAACAAUUCGCGCUAAAAUUGAUCAUUGUUCCUAUACAAUUCGAACUAUUUAUGGAGUAUUAGGCAUCAAAAUUUGGAUAUUUGUAAACGAGUUUGGAUAUUUGUAA
Messenger RNA from Elaeis guineensis (African oil palm), 666 nucleotides. Lineage: Eukaryota; Viridiplantae; Streptophyta; Magnoliopsida; Arecales; Arecaceae. The record is from the annotation of a RefSeq genome assembly.